AUGAACCCGCCUCCUGGAUUAGGUGAUGAUGAUGAUAAUCAAAUUGGCCCACCUCCUGGCAUUGACAUACCACAGAAGAAGAAGUUUCAUGUGAAUAAAAAAUAGAGUCAAUAGUUUUAAUAGACUUCAUUGGAAUCAUUGAAUUUGGAAUUAAAGGUCACAGUUUAAGAUUAACAAUUCGAUUAAAUUCCAAUUAGCGAAGAUUAUUUGGAACCUUCAAUGAACAACCUCAUUGCAUUUAAUGGCUAUUUGUGCGAUACAUCUGGAGCAGACUCAUUGGCAAUUUGGGACAAGGAGAUGAAAUUGAAAAAAGAAUACAAAGGAUUAAUAGAGAAUAUGCCUUAUUAAAUGGUGGCAGUUCACGAUAAGAUCUAUUUAAUUUUCGGAGACAUUUUAAUGAUGAUUGAGCCAGAAACCAAUAAGAAAACAUUUCUGAUUGAAUAAGCACUUACAGCAUUUUGUGUAUCAGAUCAUCCUAAUCCAAGAAUCAUAGGUGUCUAAGAUGGGGAACUCAUGUUAUGGAGAACAUCCAAUUUGGGAAAACCCAAUCAAAUGGAACCCAAGUAUAACAAUUUUGAACCAAAAACUAAAAAUGUGAUUGAAUUAUAAAAAGUGUUGUCAGGGAAACUUGAUGAUUGUGAUGAUUUACUUAUGCUUUAAAAUGGAUUGGUAUUUGGUAAGUAGAAAAAGGUAGGCGAAGUCUUCAUAAUUGAUUUUGUGAAUGAUUAAUUGGAGGAACUCUAAACUACUUAUGGUUGUGCAGUGACAUGUUGGACACCCAUAACUUAUGAUUCAGUUGCAUUUGCUUCAAAUGGCCAGAUUGUUAUUACUAAAUUCUAAACUAAUAAAUAGGCUGUAGUUUAAAUCAUAUUGAAUUCAUCAAAAGAUGACAUUCAUCAUGAUUUAUGCUACACCAACAACCAAUUAUUUUCAAUCAGUAAGAAUGCAGUAGUUACUAGUUGGAAUAUCUAGUCGGGAGCAAAAACGAAGACAUUUGAAGUCAAGUUUUGUCCAGGUGUAUAUUCUCUAAUCGCAAUGAAUUAAGAAAUCAUAAUUGCUGAACACAAAGUUAAAAAGGAUUUUAUUUUGUUAAAUGCUAAUUUAGAAAAGCAAUUCUUUUACAAAGCUAGAGUAAAGUAAGUCUUACAUUGCUGUUCAAGUCCCAAUCAGCAAUUUCUGGCUGUUGUACAAAAGUGUGGGUUGCUUUAUGAUGAAGAAGUGAUCUUCCACAUAGAAAUAGAAAUUUAUCCCUUCGACAACAAACUAGAAUUCUAGAGAAGAAAGGAAAUUGACAAUCUUGAGAUCAAGACUGUCAUGUUCCUCAAUGAUUCCACAAUAUAAUGUAUUCUCAAGAUCUCCAAGAGUGUUUAUCCUCUCCUCGUUAAAUGGAACUUCAUAACCAAUGAAUAUAGCGAAUCAGAGAUGCUUGUUGAGAAAUAUAAGAGUUGUCAAUUAUAUCAGAAUCGUUCUGUAUUUAGUUAUGAUUUUCAUAAUCCUCCUUCCCAAUAGUUCAAUCUCUUCGCACCUAAAAGGGUAGAUGAUCAGAAUCAAAGCACUGGCAUAAGCGUCUACGAUGAAAACAUUAAGCGGUUAUUGAAGGUGCAAUUUUAAUAGUAAUUCAAUGCUGACGUAUUUGGAAUGCCUACUCCAGAUCUUUUAUAUGUUCUAAAUAACAAAAAUCAAAUUGAAGUUUGGGAUGUAGUGACAUCUUAGUAGGUUCAGAAAGCUGAUUGCAGACCGAGCAUCAUCAAGUAGAUAAGAUUCUCUUCACAGUAUUUAUUUUUAAAUGGGCCAUCGGAAUGGAUAGUAAGGGAUCUGAAAUUGGCUUAAAUUUGCAAAACGAAGGGAGAAAUGAUCAACAAGUGUCAAUUUUUAGAUAAGAAAUGUGUGAUUAACUAGAAAUAAAACUUAUAUGAGUGGGAUUUAGUGAGUAAUCAAUGCAAAUAAAUUCCACUUUUUAAAGUUUAUGACUUUUGCAUUAUUUAAGACAAGAUACUAGCGAUUGGUGAGUCAACUAUAAAGUUAAUUUGA
Paramecium tetraurelia is the source of this 2031-nucleotide messenger RNA. RefSeq lists its product as uncharacterized. Gene Ontology annotation, molecular function: protein binding. The transcript has 4 exons. NCBI's taxonomy places the organism in Eukaryota, Ciliophora, Oligohymenophorea, Peniculida, Parameciidae. The record is from RefSeq and is a predicted model, not a curated record.